AACGAGAUUGAGAGGAUAUUAGGUAGGGAGGAGAAGAAUCUUGUCCAAGCUUCCGGGCCGGCUUUUCAACUUGUCAUUCAAAAGAGGAACCGUCGGUGAAGCAUAAAAUGGCAAUCCAGUUCAAUUUCUCUAUUGGAGAAGAAACUCCAUAUCUCUCUCUCUAUCAUCAUCUUCUUCAGCUUCUCAAUUCUUCUUCACUGUCACUCAGAUUUCGUUUUACAGCUUCAAACUAGGUAAAAGAUACGAUGGACAGUUUUUCUCAAUCAGUUGAGGCUGGUUUAAAUCUCUCUUACCGUAUAUACUACGGAAAAGAGAGGUCGAUAGUUCCACCUAAUUCGGAAGAGAUGGAAAGAUCAAAGGAUUACUUUCCUAAGUCGCCAAUGGUAUACGCUGUUAUAUCGGAACCGGCAAUAGUUGAUAAUCCAGACGUUCCAAGCUACCAGCCGUACGUUUACGGCCGCUGCGAACCGCCGGCGUUUAUUCCGCUCCAUAUGCACGCGAUUUCAAUGGAGGUUGACUGUUAUCUGGAUACAGCUUUUGUCACCGUCAGUGGGACAUGGCAUGUUCACUGUGUUAUGGCCAGUAAAAGCUGUGAAUGUCGCGUUGCUAUACCAAUGGGUGAACAGGGAUCAAUCCUAGGUGUUGAGGUUGAUGUCAGCAAACGAGCAUUCCACACCGAACUGAUCACUGUGGAAGAUGAAAACAUAGUCAAAGCUAAAGACGGGGUCUUACUGAAAGGAUAUGUAUACACUUUGAAAAUACCUAAGGUUGAUGGCGGUGCCACUAUUAAUGUUAAAAUGACUUGGUCACAAAAAGUAUUAUAUCGGGACAACGAAUUUUUCCUCGAUUUACCAUUUAGUUUUCCAGCAUAUGUCAGACCUGUUGGGAGAAAAAUCACUAAAAGAGAGAAAAUUGUAUUAAAUGUAAACACUGGAAUUGCUGCUGAGGUGGUAUGCAGAUCUAGUAGUCAUCCUCUCAAGGAAGUAUGGAGAGAAGUUGGGAAGCUUGGAUUUCUAUAUGAGGCAGAAGUACCAACAUGGUCCACCAGAAAUCUUAGUUUCUCAUACACUAUUACUUCAGGUGAGAUAUUUGGUGAAUUACUUUUUCAGUCAGCAUCUGCUCACGACAUUGAUCAAAGGGACAUGUUUUGUCUAUAUCUUGUUCCUGGGAAUUUACAUGAUACAAAGGUUUUCACAAGGGAAGUGGUUUUCGUUGUUGAUAUCAGUGGAAGUAUGAUUGGGGGGGCUCUUGAUAAUGUGAAACAUACCUUACGCGGAGCUCUUAUGCAUCUCGAUGAAGUAGAUUCUUUUAACAUAAUAGGAUUUAAUGGAGAGACAAAAUUAUUCUCAACAUGUAUGGUGCUUGCAAAUAGAGAUGCAAUUGAAAGUGCUUUGCAGUGGAUGGAUGCUAAACUUACUGCGGAUGGUGGCACAAACAUUUUGCUUCCACUUAAUCAGGCAUUAGAAAUGGUGGGAAAAACUAGCCAUUCAUUGCCCAUCAUUUUUCUUAUCACUGAUGGGACUGUUGAAGAUGAAAGACACAUUUGUACUUCUAUUAGAAGUAACCUCACUAGCAAAUCAGUUUCUCCCCAAAUUUGUACCUUUGGGAUAGGAAUGUACUGCAAUCACUAUUUCCUGCAAAUGUUGGCACAUAUAGGAAAGGGCUUUUAUGAUGCUGCAUUUGAUGUAGAUUCAAUUAAUCAUCGGCUGGAAAGGCUGUUAUAUAUCGCUUCAUCAAUAGUUCUUGCAAAUAUAACAAUCCAAAGUUUGGACCACCUUGAUUCACUUGAGUUGUAUCCAAAUGAUAUUCCGGACCUAUCAUCUAGGUCUCCUCUAAUUGUAUCAGGUAGAUACAACGGAAAACUUCCAGAAUCUGUGAAAGUUAGCGGAACAUUACCAGAUAUGAGCACGUGUGUGGUUGAUUUGAAAAUACAAAAAGUAAAAGACAUGCCUCUAGACAGGGUAGUUGCAAGGAGGCAGAUUGAUAUUCUAACAGCUUACUCAUGGUUAUCAGAGAGUAAACAGCUAGAGCAAAAGAUUGCACAAUUGAGCAUUCAAACAGGGUUUCCAUCAGAAUUUUCCCGCAUGAUCCUAGUUCAAACUGAAAAAUCAAAGACUUCAUCUGAUUUAAUUCCAUAUGAAGAGAAAACGUGCGAGGCGAAUAACCGGAAGAUAAUGCUCCGAAGCCUAGGUAUUGGUUUUGGUAACCUAGUAGCAACUCUAGAGAACCAUGUAGUAGCAAUGGAAGAGACUCGACUGCACGAGACCUCAGAUAAAUUAACGAAGGCUGCAGCUCAUUGUUGUAGUGUGGUUCUAGACCGAAUAUGUUGCAUGUGCUUAUUACAAGCUUGUUCCCGGAUGAACGAUAGAUUUGCAAUUGCCUUAACACAGCUUUGCGGUGCCUUUGCCUGCGUCGGUUGCAUUGAAUGUUGUUGUGAUCUAUGCGUCUCUUGUGACUAAAACACAUUUUUCUUUCCUUAUUAUUAAUAUUGGCUUUUCACUUAUUGUGUUGUAAUAUGUUGUUACUACUUUGAAUAAAAGUUCAAACAUCU
Impatiens glandulifera is the source of this 2551-nucleotide messenger RNA. RefSeq lists its product as uncharacterized. The transcript has 13 exons. The record is from RefSeq and is a predicted model, not a curated record. The coding region runs from base 246 to 2459 and encodes 737 amino acids. NCBI's taxonomy places the organism in Eukaryota, Viridiplantae, Streptophyta, Magnoliopsida, Ericales, Balsaminaceae.